This is a messenger RNA of Phlebotomus papatasi, 1119 nucleotides long. It is a transcript of the gene GlcAT-I, whose product is annotated as galactosylgalactosylxylosylprotein 3-beta-glucuronosyltransferase I. Gene Ontology annotation, molecular function: galactosylgalactosylxylosylprotein 3-beta-glucuronosyltransferase activity. Gene Ontology annotation, biological process: carbohydrate metabolic process; chondroitin sulfate proteoglycan biosynthetic process. The record is from RefSeq and is a predicted model, not a curated record. Lineage: Eukaryota; Metazoa; Arthropoda; Insecta; Diptera; Psychodidae. The coding region runs from base 98 to 1018 and encodes 306 amino acids. Gene Ontology annotation, cellular component: Golgi membrane. The transcript has 2 exons.
UUUUUUUUUAUUCCGCCAAACUGUGUACGUUUUGCCAAUUCCUUGCUUUGUUCUUUUUUUUUCUCUUCGCAAAAUAAUGUGAUUUCCCGACAGUGCAAUGUUUGAUUUACGCCGGAAAUAUGUAUUUUCACUGCUAAUUAUUGUUGCAGUGUUCAUCUUGCUCCACACAGCACUCAGAAGUGCUCUCAAGUGCGAUAGUUCAAGUGCCAACUCUUCAAAUUCUCUAAGUGGGGCACAUGUCGUGUAUGCCAUCACCCCAACUUACUACCGGCCAGUCCAGAAGGCUGAAUUGACAAGGAUCGCUCAGACUCUCCUUCUUGUGCCAUUUGUCCAUUGGAUCCUGAUCGAGGAUGCCGAUGAAACUUCCAGUCUUGUUCGAAAUCUUCUCGAUCGUACGGGAUUGAGCUCGAGGAGCACUCAGCUAAACGCCAAAACUCCCUCAAACUUCAAAUUGGGCCGAAAUGAUCCCAAUUGGAGUAAACCCCGUGGCGUUGAACAGAGAAAUACAGCUUUGGCGUGGAUUCGCCAGCACUUUGAGAACCAUCCACGUCAUCCGGGAGUAGUAUUCUUCAUGGAUGACGAUAAUAUCUACAGUAUUGAGCUAUUUCAGGAGAUGCAGAAGAUAGAGGAAGGGAGGGUUGGGGUAUGGCCAGUGGGCUUAGUAGGUGGUUUGAUGGUAGAGAAGCCACUUCUGGACGAGACAGGGACACGUGUUGUGGGCUUCAACAGCCUCUGGAGACCAGAAAGGCAAUUUCCCAUCGAUAUGGCGGGUUUUGGUAUAAGUCUGGAUUUGAUUCUGGACAAUCCUGAGGCAAAAUUCAGCUAUGACGUCGAAAGGGGCUAUCAGGAGACUGCAAUCUUGCGUCAUGUGACCAAGGUUGAAAAACUCCAGCCAUUGGCUAACAAAUGCAAAGAUGUUCUUGUUUGGCAUACAAGAACCGAGGCAACAAAACUUGACGGCGAGGAGACUCUCAAGAAAUCCGGGGCAAAACCAUCGGAUUUCGAAAUGGAGGUUUAAAAUCAAAAGCGGGUUUUGAGAUUAAAGAAGAUUAAAGUUAACUAAGAUUUUAAAUUAUUUAGAGUAGGCCAGUUUGUCAAUAAAAAAAUCUAUUCAGUAAA